Messenger RNA from Cyclopterus lumpus (lumpfish), 1994 nucleotides. It is a transcript of the gene aamp, whose product is annotated as angio-associated, migratory cell protein. Gene Ontology annotation, molecular function: protein binding. Gene Ontology annotation, cellular component: cytosol. The coding region runs from base 233 to 1474 and encodes 413 amino acids. Lineage: Eukaryota; Metazoa; Chordata; Actinopteri; Perciformes; Cyclopteridae. The record is from RefSeq and is a predicted model, not a curated record. The transcript is spliced from 11 exons.
GCGCGCCCGCCUUCUGAAAAAGUCUCCGCAGCAUGUGAAGGAAACAUGGGGAGGCAGUUAAUUUAGACAUUUAACAAUAUAGUUAUAUAUAUUUAUAUUCACACAAUACUAACGGCGACGUGUGUGAGCGGAAGUGGAAUUAUUGACUUCCGGUUCUUUAAGGGGUCGAGUAGAUAACGUGAGGUUAUACUAGUUUUUCGGUUGUUUUGCUAGCUUUCAGCCGGCUAGCAGCAUGGACAACACGCAGGAAAACACGAUUAAUCUCUUCGGAGACGAGGAAAUUAUUGAAGUCAUCGACCUGAACGAGAUGGAGCCUGAUCCCGAUGAUUUGGCAGACGACUUGGAGGACGUCGACUUCGAAGACUCCAAAGAAGACGAAGCAGGCUGGGAAACCGAGGACGAGAUGGAAGAGGACCAAGACGACAGCGAGUUGACCUUCUCCAAGCACAGGGGCUCGGUGUUCUGCGUGAGUCUGGAUCCUGCCACAAACAGCUUGGCUGUGACGGGCGGGGAGGACGACAAGGCCUUCGUCUGGAGGGUGAGCGACGGAGAAGUCCUGUUGGAGUGCACCGGUCACAAAGACUCUGUGACGUGCGCCGUGUUCAGCCACGACUCCUCCAUGGUGGCGACGGGCGACAUGAGCGGCAUGAUUAAAGUCUGGAAAGUGGAAGCCAAGGAGGAGAUCUGGUCCUUCGAAGUGGGAGAUCUGGAGUGGUUGGAGUGGCAUCCCUGCGCGCCGGUGCUGCUGGCGGGUACAGACGACGGCAACGUGUGGAUGUGGAAGAUCCCUUCAGGAGACUGCAAAACCUUCCAGAGCUCCGCCUGCCAGGCUACCAGCGGCAAAGUCCUCCCCGAUGGUAAACGGGCUGUGGUGGGUUAUGAGGACGGAACGGUACGCGUGUGGGAUUUGAAGCAGGGAAACGCCGCCCACGUCAUUAAAGGUCAGGACGGACACAAGGGGGCGCUCACCUGCCUGGCGUGUAACAAGGACGGCUCUCUGGUGCUGACCGGUUCAGUGGACGGUUUAUCCAAACUCAUCAACACCGUCACGGGCAAGGUGGUUGGCACGUUCUCUUUGGACGGGGGCAAAGCCAAAGGGCCGAAUGCCGAGGCAGAAGCCAACUCCGUCGAAUCUGUGGGAUUCUGCAACAUCCUGCCUCUCGUUGCUGUGGCGUACCUGGACGGGACGCUGGCCAUAUACGACCUCGCCACGCAGGUCCUGAGGCACAGGUGCCAGCACGAGGCCGGCAUCGUUCACCUGCAGUGGGAGGAGUCUUCUUCCGUGGUGUCCACCUGCUGCUUAGACGGAGCGCUGCGCCUCUGGGACGGCCGCUCCGGCAACGUGGUGGCCGAGUACCGCGGCCACACCGCCGAGAUCCUCAACUUCACCAUCAACCGGGAAGCUUCCUUCGCCGUAACCGCUUCAGGAGACAACCAGGCGAAGGUCUUCUGCCUCCAGCGACCCGACCGGUAAAGAGGAAGACGAGCCGAGGGAAACGGAGCCGAGGCGUUUUAACCAUCAGACAUUUUGUUCUCUCUCACUUUGAGAACGUGUUCCCCCUCUCCUCAGGAUUUUUUAAAUCUUUGUGUGUGGUCUCGCCUUCGUAUCUGACCUGCUUUACUGGGAUUAUAGCAUCCGAAACAACAUUUCGCCAGUUUUUAUCAGGAAGAUCAUUUAAUGACUUUUUUUUUUUUUGUCUAGACUGAAGUUUCUAAUCUGAUUGUUUAAAACAAACCGUUCCCUUAUUACUAAGUAUGCUCUUGUUCAAGAAUCUGAGACUCUAAACAGAGCAAAAGAGUCCAAGAGAGAUGCAUUACAGCGGCCGCUGCCUGUGACAGAAGAGGAUUUCCUUUGGUCUUCGUUAUCAGUUGUUUUCAUCAUCGUUUCUCUAAGAACAUUUGUGGUCUCGGAUACAUUGUUCAGGAAUUAUCUCAUGUAAACUCUUAAGUGUAAAUACAACAUAAUAAAUAAUGUUCUUUCUCUGAAAACAGUA